CGAAUCGUCUCUUGAAAAAACAACAACAAUGGCUGCUUCUUCUUCUUCUUCUUCACUGAGAUUGCUCUAUUUUGCUUCAUUGAUGUGUCUUUAUGCUAUAGCGAAUGCGAAAAUCCCUGGGGUUUACACUGGUGGACCUUGGGAAUCUGCGCAUGCUACUUUCUAUGGUGGCAGUGAUGCUUCUGGAACUAUGGGCGGUGCAUGUGGGUAUGGGAAUCUGUACAGCCAAGGCUAUGGCGUGAGCACAGCAGCAUUAAGCACUGCACUGUUCAACAAUGGGCUGAGCUGCGGUGCUUGCUUCGAGAUUAAGUGCACCGACGACCCCAGAUGGUGUAAGCCAGGCAACCCUUCCAUUUUCAUUACUGCCACUAACUUUUGCCCUCCUAAUUUCGCUCUCCCCAAUGACAAUGGCGGCUGGUGCAACCCUCCUCGCCCUCACUUCGACCUUGCCAUGCCCAUGUUCCUCCAGAUCGCCGAGUACCGUGCUGGUAUUGUCCCCGUUUCCUUCCGCAGAGUGGCUUGCCGGAAGCAAGGUGGAAUCAGAUUCACGAUCAACGGAUUCCGAUACUUCAAUUUGGUUUUGGUGACCAACGUCGCGGGUGCAGGGGAUAUCGGGAAGGUGAGCAUCAAGGGAACCAACACCGAUUGGUUGAGCAUGAGCCGUAACUGGGGUCAGAACUGGCAGUCAAACUCCGUUCUGGUUGGACAGAAGCUCUCGUUUAGGGUCACCGGCAGUGACGGACGGACCUCCACCUCCUGGAACGUGGCACCGGCUAAUUGGCAGUUCGGCCAGACCUUCACCGGAAAGAAUUUCCGCGUUUGAAACACACUUCCUCUCCCUAUUUAAACUUAUAUAAAUAUAGUUUCAUUUUGUUUCUGGCCCUUCAAUUUUCUUUAAUUUUCUCGGGAAAAUUUGAAGUUGUGGGUAAAAGUAAAAAACGUGCUUUUGGGUAGAAUUCACUUACGCAAAAGAAAGAAUAGAUAGGAAAGUCACCAAGUGAAGUCGGGUGGGUAAUUUUCUUUUCUGGAACUGAUAUUUGGUUUAAGUGUUUUGGGUGUGGAUUGUAAUGAAGCUGGAAGCAAUGGUAAAAAAAAUUCCAGCUGAUGGUAAAAAGGUUGUAAGCUGAAGCGGCUGCAAAUCAAAGAAACAUGUAGCCCUCAGUUGUUGGUCGUACUAUAGUAAUUUCAUUUUUACUGCUAUAAAAUGGUCUUUGUUUUAGUCC
Molecule: messenger RNA, 1223 nt
Organism: Hibiscus syriacus
Lineage: Eukaryota; Viridiplantae; Streptophyta; Magnoliopsida; Malvales; Malvaceae
Product: expansin-A6-like
Exons: 3
Coding region: 29-823 (264 amino acids)
Biological process (GO): plant-type cell wall organization
Cellular component (GO): extracellular region
Source: RefSeq, a predicted model, not a curated record